Messenger RNA from Stegostoma tigrinum, 1161 nucleotides. Its product is annotated as transmembrane channel-like protein 7. The record is from RefSeq and is a predicted model, not a curated record. NCBI's taxonomy places the organism in Eukaryota, Metazoa, Chordata, Chondrichthyes, Orectolobiformes, Stegostomatidae. Gene Ontology annotation, molecular function: mechanosensitive monoatomic ion channel activity. The transcript is spliced from 8 exons. The annotation marks the transcript as partial. Gene Ontology annotation, cellular component: plasma membrane.
GGUCUGCCGAAAUGUCCCUACCUCUUCUACGGCUUUUACCAGCCACACAAUGUCCACGUGCAGCACGGCCUGACCUACAACUUCUCCCUCGCCUACCUCCUCACCAACAUCGCCAUCUUCCUCCUCACCUACAGCUGGAUCAGUCAGGCUGUUCGCCUCAAACACAGCUCCAUUCGGUACCAGCUACAGCUCCAUUCGGUACCAGCUACAGGUCAGUGUGACACCCCCAAACCCGCACAGGGGGAUCCACACACAGGGGGGAGAUACCGCCCCCCUCCAAACCGCACAGGGGGAUCCCACACACAGGGGGGAGAUACCGCCCCCCACCGACUGCACAGGGGGAUCCCACACACAGGGGGGAGGGGGUGGAUUUCUGUGUCACCCAGAGUCAGGCUGUUCGCCUCAAACACAGCUCCAUUCGGUACCAGCUACAGAUGGACCUUCAGGAGGAAUUUCUGCGACAGAAAAUCGCGGCCCGCACCCGAAAGCAGAGGAGCCGUCAUCUGCCUGAGACGGUUACUGCUCAAUCUGCUGGUGCUCGCGAUCAUCGGAGCGGCGUUCUUCGCUAUUUACAGGGCCACUGCUUUCUCACAAGCUCACUCCACGACCACAGGGAUUACGGGGCUCCUGAUCCAGUACCUCCCCUCCAUCGUGAUCACAGCCGCGAACCUCAUCACCCCCGUGGUGUUCAACCAGCUGGUCGUCUGGGAAAAAUACUCGCCCCCCACAGAGAUCCAACUCUCUCUCCUCCGGUCUGUGUUCCUGAAGUUUGCCAGCCUCGGGGUUCUCCUGUACACUCUGUGGAGUCAGCUGACCUGUCACGGGGACUCGGUUACAGCCAGCGACUGUCAGCUCUGCGGCUACAACUACAUGGAAUACCAGUGCUGGGAGACUAAGGUUGGACAGGAGAUGUACAAACUGAUGAUCUUCGACUUCCUCAUCAUCAUCGCCGUCAUGAUCCUGGUCGAUUUCCCACGCAAGAUGGUAGUACAGCACUGCAGGUGGAGGGUGGCCGAGCUCUGGGGGCUGCAGGAGUUCGCGGUCCCUCAGAACGUUCUGGAGAUGGUUUACGGACAGACCCUGUGCUGGAUCGGCUCGUUCUACAGCCCCCUCCUCCCCCUCCUCAACACCCUCAAGUACCUCCUCACCUACCACCUCAAG